AUGAUGCAAAUUAAAGCAAAUAUUGCGCGCAUGAAGUAUCGCUCUGUCUGUUCCGAGUUAAAAGAGAAAUCGGUUUUCUAUUCUUCUUCCUUAAAAGACCUAGAAGAAGGGAUAAGACAACAAGAGAAUGAGAUCAAGCGCUUACAGGGAGUGAAAGAAGAAGCAAUAGAAUUAAAAGAUAGUACUCAAGAGACCCUGGUAAAAGAAGAAAUUGAGAAGACAAAUUCCAGCAAAAAACGCGAUUCCAUUAUCAAGGAAUUCAGGCAGCGCGUAUCAGAACGAAAAAUGGAAUUGGAACAAUUGGAACGUAUGAUAUUUCAUACCCGACCACGGAACAAUUUUGAAAUACGUGGGAAAACUCGCCUACAAGCACAAGAGGACAUUAUCAAAGAUGAACUGGCACGGCUAGAGGAGGCGUUUGCCAAACUGCGAAGCGCCACCGGAGUGUCCAAAUCUGAGGAAGUUCUGAACCGGUUUUUGGGUCAACAGGCGACUAAAGAGAGUUUACAGAAAAUGCGAGCAGCUACAGAGCAAGAAAAGAUGGUACUGGAAAAGAAAAGACAGGAGCUCAGCACUGAGAUAGAGACGAGAAAAUUUUCGGAAACAAAGAAUGCCGAACAAAAUGCCGAGGUGAUGGCAAAACUCAACUCGGAGAUCGAUAAACAGCAAUCUCGUAGAGAAGACGCUGAAAUUGCAAGUCAACGAAUCCGCGAACUGUUAAAUGAAAUAACUCGUACGCUAUAUAAGUUGUGUGACAAAUUUCAGCAUGCUACAGAUGCUCCUUUGCUUGAAGACAAAAUAGAUGAUAUUUUAGCGCUUAUUGAAUUAUUAAGCGAUAAAGUAAAACAUGGACUCGAUGUUUUAAGCAUAUCUGACAAAUAUAUCGAGACAAUGGAUGAAGCAUUACUAGACAAGUUGGAAACAAUGUCGGCUACUACGACUUCGGUAGAUGGUAGAACAAUGCAUGUUAACAGCGGCGGACCAUUGUUUCCGCGAUUUCCAUCUUGUGCGACUCCGGCUGCUCCUCUUUCAGAAGACGAAGAGGAAGUUCCAUCGCGAAACGUAUUAAAAAGACAAGCACAAUUGCUUGUCGAUACUAAAAGCCGUCGUAAAGGAUUCGCUUUUAGAAGAUAAACU
This is a messenger RNA of Linepithema humile (Argentine ant), 1137 nucleotides long. NCBI's taxonomy places the organism in Eukaryota, Metazoa, Arthropoda, Insecta, Hymenoptera, Formicidae. The record is from RefSeq and is a predicted model, not a curated record.